Messenger RNA from Cicer arietinum (chickpea), 1178 nucleotides. RefSeq lists its product as uncharacterized. NCBI's taxonomy places the organism in Eukaryota, Viridiplantae, Streptophyta, Magnoliopsida, Fabales, Fabaceae. The record is from RefSeq and is a predicted model, not a curated record.
GUAGUUCACAACGGAAUCCACAUUUAAUUCAACCUCACCAAAUACGCAAAAUAAAAUGCCUUCUGCAUGAUUUUUUUUUUUUGUGACAUUCCUUGAGUCACCGACUUAUGUUAUGUGAGCAAAAGGGAAAUUGAUUCUUUCAUUUUUUUAACAACAACGGAAUGGAAACAAUAACCCCUGAACCUGGUAAUUCAGCAUUGGAUUCAAAUCAUGAUUUGGUUACUAAACCACAAGUUGUUGUUCAAGAUGAUGCAGCUUUGAAAGACAGCACUGAAGCGGAACUCACCAAAAUCAGCCUCAUGAGAGCUCUUGUUGAAAGCCGCGACCCCUCUUCUAAGGAAGUAGAUGAUUUGAUGAUUAGAAGAUUCUUGCGAGCUCGUGAUUUGGAUGUAGACAAGGCUUCAGCUAUGUUUCUCAAGUAUUUGAAAUGGAAACAUUCAUUUGUUCCAAAUGGUUCUGUUUCCCUUUCAGAGAUUCCUGAUGAUAUUGCACAAGAAAAGAUGUAUGUGCAAGGAGUGGACAAAAAGGGUCGACCUAUAACUGUUGCCUUUGCUGCUAAACAUUUUCAAAACAAAACUGCUGUGGAUGCAUUCAAACGGUAUGUAGUUUUUGCUCUUGAUAAACUGUGUUCAAGGAUGCCACCAGGGGAAGAAAAGUUUCUUGCUAUUGCAGAUAUUAAGGGAUGGGGAUAUGCAAACAGUGACCUUCGUGGAUACCUUAGUGCUCUAACUAUUUUACAGGAUUACUAUCCAGAGAGAUUGGGAAAGUUGUUCAUAGUCCAUGCACCAUACAUGUUUAUGAAAGUAUGGAAAAUUGUUUAUCCUUUCAUUGAUGACAAUACGAAGAGGAAGAUUGUAUUUGUAGAUAACAAGAAGCUGAAAUCAACAUUGCUUGAAGAGAUUGAUGAGAGUCAGAUCCCAGAGAUAUAUGGAGGCCAACUUCAAUUAGUUCCGGUCCAAAAUUCGUGAUUAAAUUAUCACAUAAACAAAUAAGGACAGGCAUGAACAAAUAAAAAAAAUUAUUUUUAUGUGAUAGUUGGAUUAUGUGGAACACUUCGAUAUAUGUGGAACACUUCGAUAUAUGUGGACCAGUGUAUACAAGUGGUAUUUUUAAAUAUUAGUCUACGUCACAUAUUAAAAAUUAUUAUAGUAUAAAUUAUUCACGAUAUUUUCAUGUCA